AUGGCGCUACCUGUUGACGAUACCGCUGAUACGCCUGUGUCCCUGUCACAGCCAGCACCUGCCGGCCCCAUCCCUACUACAGCCUGGCAUGCAUACUUCUCAUACGGCAUAGGACAUCUAGACUACAGUGGCCUUCUAGAGCAGCGAAAUCCGUGCAUCAGAUCACUUCGACAUCAGCGGACUGUUAAGAACAAGUUCUUCUUACAGGCUCCUGCAGCCGGGGGAAUGCCGCAAUUGAGCUCCAACUAUGAGAUCACAGAAAGCGCAACAUUUCCGUAUCCAAAGGCUUAUCAAGAAGUGAUGUUUCCACUGAACCCGAUCCCGCGACGUGAUGAGGAGCAUGGAGCUGCAGAUGGUGAAACCUCACCUACGCAGCAUGAUCCAAGACAGGCGCAGGCGGAAAGGAUCGAGUGGAAGACGAGCAUUUCAACGCCUGUUUUCGGUGUCACACGCACCUCAGCUAUUGAGUUUGAGUCACGGAUCCAACCAACAUACAUCGUGUUAGGUUUCUUCCUCCGCGGCUAUCCUAAUCCGAAAGAAAGAGUUGUCUUCGUCGAUAAGCCUGACCAACUUUUCUCCAAGCUUCGCUGGGCGACAUUCCGACUACGUGGAAUGAGAGGGACUCUUCUCUCACUAAAACAUCUAAAAGGUUUCAGACUUUACAAGUGCGAUGCAGACACUGGAACACAUAAACGCAUCAACCUAGAUGAUAACGGUGUUGGCGACUUGCAGCUAUUAAUGACUACCUACAGAAAAUGGCAUGUUCCUCGACAUAUCUCCUUAGCUUGGUCAGACUGGAUCCAUUGCACCCUCAAUAACAAGAGACUUGAUGUACUCGAAGGCGAAUAUGGUCUUGAGCUGGUUCUAGACUGGUCAGUUACACGCAUCUCGAUCGUAGUACUCGUUCCAGUCUUGCUAAGCUUGGCCAUUGGUAUUUGGCUCAACUCAAAGGCGUGGACAGACUUGGCUACCAUACAGACUGCGUGGGGAACAGCUUCGUAUAUCGUCACUGCUGGCGCUUUGCUUGCAGCAAUGUUGGGCUUUUUAGACAUUGCGGAUAAAUAG
Messenger RNA from Fusarium oxysporum Fo47, 1065 nucleotides. RefSeq lists its product as uncharacterized. The record is from RefSeq and is a predicted model, not a curated record. Lineage: Eukaryota; Fungi; Ascomycota; Sordariomycetes; Hypocreales; Nectriaceae. The transcript is spliced from 3 exons. The coding region runs from base 1 to 1065 and encodes 354 amino acids.